Molecule: messenger RNA, 693 nt
Organism: Gastrolobium bilobum
Lineage: Eukaryota; Viridiplantae; Streptophyta; Magnoliopsida; Fabales; Fabaceae
Exons: 1
Coding region: 1-693 (230 amino acids)
Molecular function (GO): catalytic activity
Source: RefSeq, a predicted model, not a curated record
AUGACCUGGAACUGCAGGGGUGCUGUUAAGAAACAGCUCAAAAGUACCUUUAGCAGAUUUCGUAGGAAGUUUGGGGUUGGUGUGGCUGCCAUCUUGGAGCCUAGAGUCAGUGGAAAUAAAGCUCUGAAUAUUAUUCGGAGUUUGGGAUUUAAUAAUUCUAUUAUAUCGGAUGCCCAUGGCUAUUCUGGUGGUAUUUGGGUGGUUUGGGAUCCGGUUGAUAUAAAUAUUACACUCAUUAAUAAACAGGAUCAAUUUAUCCAUGUUUGGGUUGAAUUUCCCGGUAAGGAAGGCUUCUUCUGGACAGCUGUCUAUGCUAGUACUCAUGAGGAAAAGAGGAAGCUGGUGUGGGAAGACCUGAAGCAUAUUGGGAGGACUAUGAAUGAACCUUGGAUGCUAUCAGGAGACUUUAAUGAAAUCAGAUCUGCCACUGAGAAGAAAGGAGGUUGUCCUGCUGAUCUUAGUAGAUGCAAGAAGUUCAGUGAUGUCCUGGAUGCUUGUGAGGUCUUGGAAUUGGGAGGUGGAGGCAAUCGGUUUACUUGGAAAGGCCCUAAAUUCAGUCAUUUGGAUAGAGUUUUUAAAAGGCUUGACAAAGUUGUGGCAAAUGAUGUGUGGAGAACCCGUUUUGAGGAUGCUGAGGUUUUGAAUCUUCCAAGGAUAUUUUCUGAUCAUUGUCCUAUUCUAGUUAGAUUGUAA